This is a messenger RNA of Knipowitschia caucasica, 621 nucleotides long. The record is from the annotation of a GenBank genome assembly. NCBI's taxonomy places the organism in Eukaryota, Metazoa, Chordata, Actinopteri, Gobiiformes, Gobiidae.
AUGGCAGGUCCUCGUGAAAUUUUCACAGAUGUGAAUGCAUUCUUGGCUUGCACUAAAAAUGUUUGUGAAUUUUGCACAAAGAAAGAACAAAGCAAUGAACGGCAUUUAAGAAGGAAACAUCUUCAGAAAGCUGUUUACUUCUUUCAUCAACAGAAAGAAUGUUUCACAGUUGCAUGGCCCACUCCACCAACGUUAUUAAAUCCACAAAUCAUAACAAACCAGGCUACAGUGAAUGGAUAUACUCAUGUAAAAAAAGGCCACCUCCAAGUACGCUUCCAGGAGUACACAUCUGGUUUCCACAAUUUCAACGAUCGCGUCCUACUAACACUACCUCUGUGUCACCUGUUACUGUCAGCACUAGCUAACAAAACAGCUCCUGGUCGCAUGCUUUCGACAAUAACACAUUUCAAUGACAGCCACUUCCACCAUCAAACAGCUUGGACAAACCUAGACAAAGAACUUGUGGCCGAAGGGUUUCUGACAGGCACCUCCUGCGGACACUGUGCCAACUAUGACAGCUACAGCCUAAUGGAACAUGAGAGUGAGAAGGUGCUUGACAUACAAACAGUACAGAGCAAUGAGGUAGGAAGGAGUUUUUACAUGGAAAAAGAAGAGUCUUGA